ACCGAGUAAAACUCAUGGCACACUAGCAUGCAGUUAUUGCGCGAUAACACCCAUCGCAUCGUCUCGUAAUCUUAUCGCAAAGGUAGCAUCCCCCUAAUCUAGCCAUACUUAUCGCCUCACCACCACCACGACUCAGUCUGUGAGCAAUCGCCCAUCCAACCGGUGGCGACGCGGCAACAAUGACAUCGGACCCGAAAGUUCCCCGCUACGUGCAAAACGGCAUCAAGAAGGCCGCCCAAAGCCUGCAGUUCAGCAACGGUCACACCGUGGACUACGAUUUCCGAACCGGGUCGCACAGCUCCGGAUGUGUCUCCGUAGUGUAUCAGAUUACGCUGCGGGAAGAGCCGCGCGAGGUGACGCUUCUCUGCAAGGUUCCACCUCCGGACGUGGAUGACGCCCUGCUGGCACUGUUCGAGCGCGAGGUGUUCGUGUAUCAACGCCUACUGCCAACUUUUAGCCAGUUUCAGGAAGAGCACGAUAUACUGCCAGGGACGGAGGAGUUUAUCUACGCUCCGGCCUGUCACUAUGCCUACUUUGAUGCGAAAAAACGCGAAGGAUUGCUGAUUCUGGAGGAUGUGGGAAGGAGACUGUUCGGUAACCGGAAGAAGUACGAACCGAUUGAUUACGAUCAUGGGCGGUUGGCUAUGAUUCAGUUGGGGAGGUUCCACGCGGUGUCGUUGGCUCUGAAGGACCAACUUCCGGAGGUGUUCAAAGGUUUCCAACAGCUGGAGGACGUCACGCGAGAUCAGGUGACGUCGAUGAAAGGGUUCAAGGAAAUCAUGGAGCUGUCGUUCGACCAAGCGAUUGAGACUUUGAAUGUGCACGAGGUGACCAAGAAGGACAAGUUGAACAGGUUGAAGACAAAUUUUGUCGAGGAGUUGAAGAUGGUGGCAGACAGCGAGCUGAGUGAACCGUUCUGUGUGAUGUGUCAUGGAGACUACAGUUCAAGUAAUGUUAUGUAUAGAUACAAUGGUGGUUUCCCGAAUCGAUUGGUUAUGCUUGAUUGGCAACUGACUAAGUACGGAUCGCCCGCUUUGGACUUCCUGCACUUCAUGUUCCUCAGUACGGACGAAUCCUUCCGGCGUAACCACUACGAUAACAUGCUUCAGACGUAUCACAACGCUCUCUUGGGCCAUCUGGAGCGUUUGGGAAGCGAAAACGCGACCGAACGCUUUCCACUAACUAGCUUGAUGAGGCUGCUCAAGACACAGGCUAAAUAUGCGGUAACGCUGGCAGUUUUGCACAUUCCCAUGACAAUUUUCAAGGCUGGCGAAGAGGCAACCGGACAAGAAGAUGGGAACGACAAAGAAAACAACGGUAGUAGGACUAGUGAAACAGUCGACGCCAAGUAUCACAGCCGGAUGAAUGGAUUUCUUAAAGAUGUAUUUAGGUUAGGUUACUUGUGAUUGACAUUAAAGGUCCAUCUGAUUCCUUAUA
Molecule: messenger RNA, 1437 nt
Organism: Aedes albopictus (Asian tiger mosquito)
Lineage: Eukaryota; Metazoa; Arthropoda; Insecta; Diptera; Culicidae
Exons: 2
Coding region: 180-1406 (408 amino acids)
Source: RefSeq, a predicted model, not a curated record